Racocetra fulgida is the source of this 458-nucleotide messenger RNA. The record is from the annotation of a GenBank genome assembly. NCBI's taxonomy places the organism in Eukaryota, Fungi, Glomeromycota, Glomeromycetes, Diversisporales, Gigasporaceae.
UCGACCUGCCAUUGGUGACUUGGGCUUAUGUAGACCUGUUAAGGAAGAAUUAAAAAAUUCAGAUGAAAAGCCUGUCUUCGGUGUCCUUCCUUAUGUUGCCCCAGAAGUUCUCUUCGAUUAUAGUUAUGCUCAUGAUGCUUCAUUGGCCCUGGAUAUUUCCAGGGGAUUAAGACCGGAAAUAUUAGAAGGAACACCUAAAAAGUAUGCUGAGAUAAUGAAACUCUGUUGGCACAAAGAUCCAGAAAGACGACCGAAUGCAGACGAGUUAGUUAAAAAAUUAGAAAUGUUAAUGAAUGAUCAAGAGAUUAAUAACGGUGUUGUGCCUACUUUACAUACUGAUGAGAUCCAUCAUCCUGAUGCUGUGUAUACAAGUAGAGUUUUGCAAUUUCCAGAUUUAAAGAAUGCUAAAUUUAAUAUUACUGAUUCUAACUCUGAAGAUUUCGAAAAUGAUACAAAUG